Molecule: messenger RNA, 1507 nt
Organism: Syngnathus acus (greater pipefish)
Lineage: Eukaryota; Metazoa; Chordata; Actinopteri; Syngnathiformes; Syngnathidae
Gene: pard6a
Product: par-6 family cell polarity regulator alpha
Exons: 6
Coding region: 462-1460 (332 amino acids)
Biological process (GO): establishment or maintenance of cell polarity; regulation of cellular localization; centrosome cycle
Cellular component (GO): apical plasma membrane; cell cortex; nucleus
Molecular function (GO): protein kinase C binding
Source: RefSeq, a predicted model, not a curated record
CCUGCAGCCUUCUCGGAUUGGAGGUGGAUCCGCAUCUUGGCUCCGGUUUAGCUCACAACACUCAAUGCAGAAGAUCCCACCUGUUUCGGUGGCAAUGGAUUUUAGCCCAUCAGCCUUUGACACAACACACCAGAAACCAAAACGCGAGUGUUAUGCUAAGUGAAUUUCGCCGUGGCUCUCUCAUGCCUCUAUGCUGUUGGAACUGCUUUAACCGGAGCGGACGAGGGAAACAUAUUUCUGAAUGAUUUUCGUCGGAGUGCCGCAGUUUGUCUUCCAAACCGAGACAAGAAUGUCACGACAACAGCAGACGUCGUUCAAAGCCUCGGACAGCGUGGUCGAGGUCAAAAGUAAAGUGAUUUGACGCAGAAUACCGCCGCUUUGCUUUCAAGAGGAACUGCCCAGGUGGCUUCCAAGAGUUCUAUAGCCUCCUCCAAACUAUCCAUCGCAUCCCUGAAGUAGACAUGUUAUUGGGAUAUGCAGAUGACCAUGGAGACCUUCUUCCAAUCAACAAUGAUGAUAACUUCCACAAAGCUGUCUCAUCAGCAAAUCCCUUACUUCGCAUUAUCAUAACCAAGAAAGAGGAUGAACCUGCAAUUUUCGCCACUAACUCCCUCCAGAGGCGGAAAAAAGGCUUGGGUUUGACAGGUCUCCGUACGGCUGGUUCAAUGUCUACCCACUCAAAGAGCAAAAUGGGUCUCAUGAUUGGUCGACCACAGAACUUCCGUCAAAUUUCAUCGAUUAUUGACGUGGAUAUCCUACCCGAGACACAUCGCCGAGUACGGCUCCACAAGCACGGUACCCGUAAACCUCUGGGCUUCUACAUUCGAGAUGGGGCCAGUAUGAGAGUGACGCCUUAUGGUGUAGAAAAGGUUCCAGGAGUGUUCAUAUCCCGCCUUGUGCGUGGUGGUCUUGCAGAGAGUACUGGGCUCUUGGGAGUUAACGAUGAGAUUCUUGAGGUCAAUGGUAUUGAUGUUACAGGAAAAUCUUUAGACCAGGUGACAGACAUGAUGGUGGCCAACAGCCACAAUCUUAUAGUGACAGUGAAACCAGCUAACCAGAGGAACAAUGUCAUGCAUCGAGGGAGUAAAACAACAGGAAAUUCUGGUUCUUUUGGCUCAAAUGGAUCUACAGGCUCCGCUCUGUCACAUGAUUCAACGAGUCCUGCCACUCACAGCACCCCCAUCACUGCAAGUAACAGUAUCGUAGAGGGUGACAGCGAUGAAGAAGAAGAUGAUGAUGGUGACCUCAUCCUGGAAAGUGACUGUUUGACAUUCUAUCAACCACACAACGUUACAAACCUCACCAGUGAAAGAUUGCACAGCAGCCCUGUGGGUAGAACCCUUCAACAGAGCGUCUCCAUGCCUGAAUACAUGGGAUCAAACCUGAGGUCUGGUCAAAACGGACACCCAGGUCACAGCAUUCAACGAAGCAUGAGAGAUGGCAAUAUAAUAACAAUGUGAACACAACCAUGUCUUAACCUGACUAUGAAAUAACAUAUGUAAAAAAA